ACUGUAGAUGCUGGUGAUGCAGCGAAGUUCUACCACAUACUAUGGAACAAUCCAAAGGAAUUUGAUAAAGUCUUGGUACAUUUAGGUGACUUUCACGGGAUGAUGGAAUUUUUCUGUCAUUGGAAAAAUAGUGCAAGAUGCUGGUUUGGAAGAAGUUGUGUACCAAGCAGGACUCUGUACCUCCGGAGGAAUCAAAGGUGUUUUGUCUGGGAAACAUUACAAUCGGAGUUGGAGGAUUCAUGAAUGUUUUGCGGAGGCAAUUGAGAGACUGUUUUGCGAAGCUCUAGUCAGUAGUUGUCCAGAUGAAUUGGAAACAAUGAUUAAGGAGAUCGUAACAGACGUGGAUUGCAAAGAUAUUAUUUCGCAAAGACCAUUCAGAGCGUACGAAGAAGAAUACAUGAAGAAAAAGAUGGAAUGUCUUCAGGGCCACCACGGGAAAACUGCACAAUUCUGGAUGAGCCACUUGGAUCUAAUCGAAAGGCUACACGAACUGCACUUCUCAGUUAACACGAAUGACUUUCAACUGAGACUUCACUGCUGGAGAGAGUUAAUCUCUCUCUGCUUUUCUACCAACAAGCAGAACUAUGCACGUUAUGGCGCAUAUUAUUGCCUUCAGUCUGAGAAUUUGGACAAGACGCACCCAGGUGCACUUAAAGAGCUGAAGGACAAGGGAUUGUUGGUAUGCCGUAAUGAUCUAAACAUCAGACAAAGUAUUGAUGGUGCAGGAGAGCAGACGUUUAUGAAGAGCUCAAAAACCACAGGUGGUAUCAAGAACUUCACAACCCUGGAUAGUGCUUACAAGAAGUGGGUUCUCACACGACCAUGCCAAGCUGAAUAUGUCGACGCACUUCUCAAUCAAGCAGGGGUAAACAAGGUCCAAAAUAACCCGCGAAAGUGUUUACGUCGUUCGCAAAUUACGAAAUCGGAGAAUAACGUCAAGGCCAUUAUAAAUGUGUUAAAGAAUGACUUUAUCGAUCCUUUCAGCACUGACUUGGACCACGAUAAGUUGUACAACCUUGCCUCCGGUAGCUAUUUACCUGAUGACGUAGCAGAGUUCUUGUCUGUUAAAGAGCGUGGAACAUUGUCGAGAGGCACAUUCUUUGAGCGACUAAACUCAGAACGUGCCAAUGAAACCCUUUAUUUCAGUCCCAUAAAACGAGUGGAAUGGAAGAGUUUUACGGACGUAAGUAAGAAGCUAAAAGUUUCGACGAAAGGUAAAUCUAAGGAAAUAACUGUUCAGCGGGACAUUCUUGGUAUUCUUGCUGCCAUGUCACAACAACAGAAUGCUGCGAUCAACAUCGACAAAGCUCUGUGUUACCCCUUUGCACCAGUCCCACUAUCCAUAGCAACAUACGAUGGCAUUAGGAGAAAGACCGCUAAAAGCAUGUUGUUCGAUGCAGCGUUACGAUCAUUGAUUGAAAACGACGCGCAAUUUCCCGACGAUCAAUAUGCUCAUAGAAUCUAUAUUCUAGGUAUCGCAGCUAUUAUUCGAAGUACGGUGAAGGUACCGAACACGUUUAAAGAUGUUACUUUACGACUGUUGUCAGAUCUUCCAAUGCGGUAUAACAUCGUUUACGUUGCAUGUGAUACGUACAGGGAUCGUUCGAUAAAGAACAGUGAACGAGACCUUCGAGGUGAUGGCGACAAGUUUGUUAUUAGAAGUGCGAAUGUGCGCGUAACAGCUGAUUUCAAGAAGUUCCUUGGUAACGGAGACAACAAAGAGCGACUUUUUGAGCUUAUCGAAGAAGUGUGGGUUCGAAAUAGGAACCAACUAGGACAACGUGUUAUAUACUUCGCUAGGGGGGACGCCUGCCUCAAGAUAACAGAAAACGGUUCUUCUUGUGUAAGAGAACUAGCAACAGACCACGAAGAGGCUGAUACUAAGAUCGUGUAUUUGAUUAAACAUGCAUCCUACCAUAGCGAUGGUCAACAAAUAGCCUGUGUGGUACGAUCAAGUUCCGGCGACAUCGAUAUUCCCAUAAUUUUACUUGGAAUGGAGCCAAUCAGCAAUGUGGCAAUCUACAUCGACAACGGUUCUGGAAAGACGCGAAAGCUCCUUCACUUGAACGUGUGUAGUCUAACUAAUCAACAAAAGAAAGCAUUAGUUGGCCUCCAUGCAUUUACCGGAAAUGAUUAUGUGGCAAGCUUUCUACGUAAAGGCAAGCCUUUCUGUUGGAAACAAGUGAGCAAAGAUCCAGAGUUUUUGGACAUUUUUUGCCGGUUGGGAAUGGAAAUGCAUGUUCCUGAGGAGAUUCUUAUUGCCAUGGAAAGAUUUGUAUGCUUCUUGUAUGGAGAGAAGAAAAUCGAACACGUUAACGAGGCAAGCAGCAGCCUACGAAAGCACGUGACCAGAGCUAACUAUGUGGCCAGGCUUUGGAGAAAAGCACAGCAUCCAAUUAUGGCAUUGGAGGAUCCCCAGUUCCAUGGUUGGCUCCCGAACUUGAACAUCGAUUGGAUCGCGGAAGCAUAUCCUGACGACGUUGCCGAGCUACUUGUCGAACGUGAUGAGGAAAGCGAUGAGGAAAGUGAUGACCAAGAAGACAGCAGUUCAGGCGACGACGAAUGA
Molecule: messenger RNA, 2566 nt
Organism: Xenia sp. Carnegie-2017
Lineage: Eukaryota; Metazoa; Cnidaria; Anthozoa; Malacalcyonacea; Xeniidae
Exons: 3
Coding region: 317-2566 (749 amino acids)
Source: RefSeq, a predicted model, not a curated record